CCUUGCGAAAAACCCCCCUCCAAACCUCACCUUCACCUCACUUCCGACCACAAGUGAGAAGACAUGGCCCCCCGCUCUGUACCUUGGACCAGGGCUGACGAGGAUCGCCUCUGGGUCUUCGGCAAUAACAUGGUUCACCGCGGUGAGCGCUGGGCCGACCUGGAGCAUGAGUUCAACCUGGCGGGAAGGGGGCGGUCAAACCUGGCCCUCCGUCUCAAAUGGAUGAAGUUGAACGCUCGCGGAGGGCCAGGGGCGCCUCCCGCUCCCACGGCCACUCAGGGGCAAGCCGCGACCACGGCGCCGGUGGUGAACGGCCUCAACGAGGCGGACGACGACGACGACGACGAGAUUGACGUCGACGAAGAGGGGAACGACGACGACGAUGUGAGCUUCGUCGACGAUGACGAGAUGACCGGCGAUGAUGCCGAAGAGCACCCGGCUGCUCAACCUCACCCCGCCGACCUCGCCAUGGAGGCCCGCAAGGAAGCCGCCGUCGGCCUCAUGGCCUUGACCUCGGGGAAUCAGCCUCUGGUUCCUCUCCCAACUCCUGCCGCCUCCUCCUCCUCCUCCUCCUCCUCCGCCACCACCACUCCCGCCACGAUCAGCUUCACGCCGAUCAACCGCCCUGUCCGCGCCGCCCCCUGCGCGGACCUUUUCAAGAUGGAGUUCGACUUCAUCAUGUCGCCGUUCCCAACUCCGGUGCUGAGCAACGUGCGCGCGGAGCCGUUCGAGCCCAAGGCGUGGGCGCACGGCCCGCCGCGCUCCUUCGAGGCGGCCUGCGACAUGCGCGCCUAG
Messenger RNA from Dissoconium aciculare CBS 342.82, 795 nucleotides. RefSeq lists its product as uncharacterized. The transcript has a single exon. The record is from RefSeq and is a predicted model, not a curated record. Lineage: Eukaryota; Fungi; Ascomycota; Dothideomycetes; Mycosphaerellales; Dissoconiaceae. Bases 64 to 795 code for a protein of 243 amino acids.